This is a messenger RNA of Fonsecaea nubica, 648 nucleotides long. RefSeq lists its product as hypothetical. The transcript has a single exon. Bases 1 to 648 code for a protein of 215 amino acids. NCBI's taxonomy places the organism in Eukaryota, Fungi, Ascomycota, Eurotiomycetes, Chaetothyriales, Herpotrichiellaceae. The record is from RefSeq and is a predicted model, not a curated record.
AUGCCAUACCCAGACACAUAUUUCUUCCUUAUGGAAUUCAUCGACUUGGGCACUGAGAUGGUUGAACCGGAGGACUUCUGUCGCCUCAUUGCGCAGCUUCAUCAAAUCAGUACAUCUCCGACGGGAAAGUUCGGCUUCUUUCAAACCACUCACCACGGACCUAACCCACAGAACAACAUCUGGGAAAGCAAUUGGUGCACCUAUUUCACGAGGCUGCUGACUCAAUUCCACGAUCGCGAGAUCAGGCAGAACGGGUCGCAGCCAGAAUACGAAGCUGCCUAUCGGACUCUUGUUUCUGUCGUUAUCCCACAGCUGCUUGAGCCUCUCCAAUCUAAUGGCCAAGUCUUGAAACCUUGCCUUAUACAUGGAGACCUAUGGGAAGAGAAUACCGGCAUCAAUCUUGGCACCGGCCUAUCUGUCGUGUUUGAUGCCAGUGUCAUGUACGCCCAUAACGAAAUGGAGCUGGGUAUGUGGCGAGCCGACAUCAUUCGUUUCGGAAAGCCAUUCUAUCGUCAGUAUCUUAGGCACAUGCCUCCUAGUGAACCGAGCGAACAAUUUGACGACCGCGACCGAUUGUACAGCAUCAAAUUCAAAAUCGCCCACUGUUUAGGGUGGCCAGAUUCUGCUCCUAGCCACCGCCAGCUGUAA